AUGACGAACAAUUGUGAUUUAAAUAAGUUAUUGUGGGAAGUGAUUAUAGGUGCAAUUCAUGACAAGAGACCCAAUGUAUCUGUUGCGGAUUUAUCAUUAUAUGCAGGACAAUGGUUAAAGAAUGUUCCAUAUAGAAAACAAGAUGAUGGAAGUUACGGAAGACAUAUUGUGACGUCUCCACCGGAAGUGGAUCGGUACGCGGCAAUUAAAGAACGUCUCACCACCGUAUUGGGCAAGACCAGCGCUUCGCGAUUGCGGAAAUUACUAACCGCGCAUGAGUUAGGAGACGACAAAUCAUCCAUCCUCCUACAGAAAAUGCGUAAUCUCGCGGAAGGGCAGGUGACCGACGGGGUCCUGCGCACGAUAUUUCUCGAGCAACUCCCCGAAAAUGUUCGCGCCAUUUUAUCCAUAUCCGAAGUAGGCGACUUGAGCAGGUUAGCCAACCAGGCUAACAAAAUAUUAGACAUGGCAAAACCCGCCAUGUUGGCCGUCCAGCCAGUCACCGCUGAGACAGGAGUGCUCAGCAAGAUGGCCACCGAGAUCGCCACUCUAACCAAACAGAUGGCGGCCUUGAACAAGCGGAUCGGAAGCCGGUCGCGUAGCAGAUCACGAAGACGCAGCGGAUAUAGAGACCAAUUGAGGAGCAAAUCUCGCGGCAAGGAAGAUAACAAAUUUUGUUUUUAUCACUGCGGAUUUGGAGCCAGAGCCUAUAAGUGCGAAAGCCCAUGCGCGUGGAAGGACGAAAAAAAGUCGGAAAACUAA
Messenger RNA from Nylanderia fulva, 762 nucleotides. The record is from RefSeq and is a predicted model, not a curated record. Lineage: Eukaryota; Metazoa; Arthropoda; Insecta; Hymenoptera; Formicidae.